Molecule: messenger RNA, 828 nt
Organism: Dentiscutata heterogama
Lineage: Eukaryota; Fungi; Glomeromycota; Glomeromycetes; Diversisporales; Gigasporaceae
Source: the annotation of a GenBank genome assembly
AUGUUCUCAAAUCAAGCUCAUAUAACCAAUUUGAUUCAACCAUUUCUUCAAUUUAUUCUUUUUGGUUUACAAUAUUUAAGAUAUCAACAAUUACAAUCUAAAUCAGAAGAGCUUUAUAAAAUAUUAACUCAUGAUGAUCUAAUUUACACUGAAAUUAAAGAAAGAUAUUUAUCAAUUCCUAUCUCCAUUUAUGUUUUUUAUAAAAAAACUUUUGAAAAUGAAACCAUUUCAAAAAAAAUCAAACAAUUACCUUUUUUACAAGAAAAAGAUAAAAUCAUCUUUAUCUUUUAUUCGCAAAAUAAUUCAUACUACUAUUAUGAUAUUGAUGAUAAUAAAACUGAAAAUUUUAUAAAGCAAUAUAAAAUGAUUGAAUAUUAUAUUCAAAAAUAUAUGAAAGCUUUUUUCAAAAAAGCAGAAGAAAAUAGAAUUAAAAUCGAUUUUAAGAAUAAAUCUUCAAUUCAAUAUUAUAUCAAAUCUUAUCGAUCUAAAGAAUUGAAAACCAAGACAACUAGCAGCACUAUUACCAGAAAAAAAAUUAAUAUUGGUAUCGAUAUCGAUGAUGAAUAUUAUAUCGUGUCUGAUAAUUCUGAUAACAUUGAGUAUGAUAUUAAAGAAAAAGAAAUUGAUUUAUUAAAAAAAGAAUCUGAAAAUUUUAUUAAUAAUUGGAAACAUAAAGAAAAUGUUAUUGAAAAACCCAAAGAAAAUAUUAACAAUGAAAAAACAAAAAUAAAUGAUGACAUUAAUGAAGAUGGUCUGAAAUAUAAAUAUGAUGAAACUAAUUUUGAAGAUUUUGAUUUAUUACUUAAAGAAGAUAAAUUUUCAACAUAA